AUGAGGCUAACAGUGCCAAACGUACGGGUAUUCAGGACGACAAUCUCCGGCUUUCUUAGUGGUCCUGGUAUCUCUUCGGCAGUCGCUGCAGAAGUGAAUGCUCCUUCCGAUGCUGAAAAGGGUCGGCAAGAGGGGCAAUCUUCGACACCGUCAGCCUUGAACCUAGACACUGUUAUUGAAGUUUAUCGCUUUGGGCACACCAAGUGCCACUACAAGCGCAACACCAUUGUGUGUUCAUCUUUAUUAGGUGGACUACUCAGUGAAUUCAAAAAGGCUUGCCGUGAAAUGUACGGGCUAGAGCAAGAUGCUAGGCGUGCUAACAUCGGGAGUUUUGACAUGGAUAUCGGCAUCUGCGGACGUGCGAUUGAUGGGGGCUUGCCAACGUUCACAGCAAAGACGGAAGUCGAGUGGCAGAAUGUUGUUGCCAGGCUUACAAGUCAAUUGCACCAGUAUCUGCUGUUAAGUGAGUAAUACGAUUGGUCAUUGCUGUGUUCUAUGUGGUAGUAGUGUCAGUGGAAGUUUUAGUAGUAGCCGGAAGAGAAGUAUCAGUAGUAUUAGCCAUCUCUUGGCUUUGAUGGCUGUCUGAAUAUUUUCUCUUAGAAGACGAGCUUUUAUGACUUUUUUCCUUUUUAUAGUUCGGCUAGUUGAGGUUCAGUACAAGGCUGCACCAGGUGUCCUCCAUUCUUUGAAGAAAGUUAAAAAGCCGAAAAAACGACCCGAAGGAAGAAAUGAAAAGGCAGUGCAAGAAGAGCGGCUGUUAAGCGCUCUUAGAAGCCACAUUACUUCUAAAGCAACCGAUUUUGACUUCGAAAGGACUGAGGAACAGAAGGAGCGCUUCAAAAGUUUUAAAGAAGGUUUUUAUUUUGAAUUAUUGUUUACUUUUAACCUUUAAUUUUCGUAUUCUCGGUCUUGAUCCCUCCACCUUAGCCUUCCAAUCAAAGUAAGACACAUACCAGAUGGAUAAAAUUCCGGAUUAAGUAUGUUUCAGAAAUUUCAAUAUAAGUAAGCUUGAUACAAAUGUGCUGUCUGCGUCAUUCAAAGGUAGAGAUACUGUAUAUGCUGUGGUUAAAUUUUAUCCUUGGUUUAAAUUUUCUUUUCUUUUCUUUCAAUCUCAUUGUCAUGCAUUAACAUAUCCACAAACGAAGGAAAAUAGAAUUUAAACCAAGGAAUAAAUUGGACCACAACAUAUAUACCAACUGUAGUCAAUGUACAAGCCAUGUCCUGUUGAUAAACAUUAACAUACGUUAUUACUUCCCACAGACGUCGCGUCACGGUUCCCGGGGUCCGAAGCUGUAAGUGAGCUUCAAAUUCGAUGCGGGAAAUGCCGUAGGGUGAGGAUGGUGAAUCGCCCGCGCUAUUCGAAACAUUUUGGUGAUAGUAAGUACUACAAUUUAUGUUUUUCACUUUUUGUGGGUCCAUCGGUGACAUAGGUCCACACGUUCUUUAUGCAGGAGUUACUCUCUACCCACAGUAAAGUCUGUAGAAGGAACGACCACUGAAACUGACAGAACACUUUACAUAGAUUAUUGACUCGAGUUUUGUAACUUUUUUUGAAGAGUAUUGGAAGAAAUUAACACCGGCUUAUAAAUGUAAACAUUUCUCGCAAAUAAGUUGAACCAAAGUCACAGAUUGCUUUUUAUAUUUCUUAUGAACCCUGUAAGUGUUAUAUGGAGUCUUGUAUAGUAUGCAUAUGCUUCGCACAUACACAUAAUAAAAUGUCACAUAUAAAUGUCGUUUAGGCCACUGGAAAAACUGUCAACCAGCCGUAAGAAGUGGUAACAUUUCAACCAUAUUUGCGUCCAUCUUGUCUAACCAGCAAGCGGCAUCUUCGGAAGCAAAUGACGAGCUUAAUGAUCUUAAUAUGUAAGUGAAGCCAAUGCUUCAUUGUCUUCAUGGCCGGCCAGCUAUUGAGCAAUCGUACAGAAAUAAGGAAUAUUGAUCAAUAUUGUUCUUCGAAGAGAGGCGAUAAUUGACUACUAAUGCUAUUUUCGUAUUGUUUAGGCUGAUUACUUAUUGACAAGUAGUCUCCUUUUUUUAUUUGUUUAAUUUAGCUUCCAAUAUGUUUGCUGUCAAAAAUUUGAGGUUGAGUUAGAAGGUUAUAACUAUAACGAAAAAUGAAAGUCAGCUUUGUAAAUAAUCGAGGAAACUGAUAUAAUAAAAAUGAAAAGUAAUAAACAAGCCAGUGUUGAGAUGUCUAUUUUCGUUGUUCAUAUUAUACAGGAGUGAAGUAGAGUGGGAAAACACACAAGAAACUAGCGACAGCGAAGAUAGUGAGGGCAGCGAGUACACGUUUCCAUGUCUGUAAGUUUUUGGCACUGUCUGGUUUAAAAUCUCCUGACUUCCUUUACUUCUGUUUACGGUGUGCAUCCCUAAAACGUACAUUUAAGGUGUUUUACGUCAUUUGUAGUGCAGAAACCCUUCACAGUUCAUGUUUUUACGCGAGUAGGCGAUGGAAGGGAGUUUACGUCGGCAAUAGAUGGUCAUAGAGCGGCCGCUCACUAUAUUUACAGCUAAAACAACAUGAUGUGAUAUAAACUCAACAUAUUAACGUCUGUACUGGAUAAGCAUAUUUCGGCAAUGCACGGGAAUGACAGGACACAGAACAGUCAUGAAUACGACAUUUUGCUUUUAGGGCUUUGGAAGAGCUUGAUCCUGUAGUCAUCAUGCUGCAACAGGAAAUAGAGUCAAAGAAACUCGAACGGAACCAUAUAUUCUACAGAUGUUUGAAGAAUGCUCUUGAAUUCGCACAGAAGUCAUCAAAUCCUCGUGAACAGUUUCAACAUGAUGGGACAAUUAAGACAUACAUGGAAACUCUGGAAUUUCACGGGAAACCAAAAACCAUGAAUUUAUUAAGGGGACCAGGGGACAGAAACCAAGGGCAUGGUGGGACAUUCCAGUUCAACUGGAAGGAUUGGAACUUGCCCUUUAUACCUUCAAAGACCACAAGGGAUAAGAACAAGGCAGGCUACACCACCCGCAAUGGAAUCAUUAAAAGCCUUCUGAUUGCCUACCUCCUUCUUGCCCAACUUGAAGAUAGUGAGGUACAACCCCUUUUCCAGAGUUCCAGUCUGCUCCUGAUACCUGCAGCGCUAGCUACUGAUGGUAUGAGCCUCAAACCUGGUUUGCAAUUUGAUCGGCGAUUGAAAGAACUUGUUGGACUACUGUUUCCUGUAACUUUAGCCUUUGCUAAAGAAAAUCCUUUGCCCGAUCCAAGUUUUCUUCGUGAUUCUUUUGUCGUCGAGGCGAAUACUUUAGUUGUGACAGCACUUGACAAUAAGCUUUCUUUACCUGUUGGGAAUGACUACACCUCCAAGAAAACCAAUGGGGACGCGGUAAAGAAACGAAUAGAAACGCGUGUGAAACAGCUCCAAAUCUGCUUGCACUGCCUCCUGGGAGUUUCAACCGAAACUUGCAUGAAUGUCAUUGUUUCAUCAGGAGACGCUUGCAGUAGCUACUGUCAAGGUAGGAAAUAG
Porites lobata is the source of this 3473-nucleotide messenger RNA. Lineage: Eukaryota; Metazoa; Cnidaria; Anthozoa; Scleractinia; Poritidae. The record is from the annotation of a GenBank genome assembly.